CAAUGGACUUUACAGGUUAAUUUAAACUUGAUGAAGAUUCAAUGAAUUUUAAUAUAUUUCAGACACCUGUAAAAGGCACUAUUAGAGGUAUAAAAUCUUAAAACUUACAUUAUGAUUUGAUUCAAUUAAUCCAUAUAUAAACGCGCAUUUAUUUUGGCGCUUAUUCUAUAAUUUGGUGGCAAAAUUAUUUAUUUUAGAUGUUGAAGGUCCUUGUGAUUCUCAAGCAAAUACUAAUAAAAAAUUGUUUGUAUAGAGUUAGCCAGUUGAAAUAAGCCAAAUUUAAUUUAAUUCUCCAAAAUCAUUGAAAAAAUGGAGUCUGAAAUACAUUAGUAAAAGAGUUGAAAAGGAACUAAAAAAUUAAACAAUUGGAUAUUAAGAAAUAUGUUAAAAGCUAACAGAAGAGAUGAGUUAAGAAAUAGAAGGCAAUGGAUUAAAAGAUAUUAAAAAUUUAAGAAGAAGAGUUUAUGAUGCUUUAAAUGUUAUGAUUUCAGUUGGAAUAGUAAUUAAAGAUAAAAAAUAGAUGAGAAAGAAUACAUAAAGCUAAGUCAACUUAACAAAAUAGAAUUUGAUAAUUCGAAAAGUAUAUUUAAUUAUUUAAUUUAACAGUAAAAAUUAAAGGAAUUAUUAUUAUAAAAGAAAGAAUAAUUAACAAAUACUAUAAAAAAGUAGGAAGCUCUUCAAAAUUUGAUUAGGCUUAAUAAAGAAAGAGAAACAAAUGAAUAAGAGAAAAUUAAGUUUCCAUUUCUUUUAAUAAAGACCUAAUUAUAAAAUUCAGAAAAAGUAUAUGAAUAAUUAAUCUUAGGAAGAAUUAAUUUUAGAAUCCCAUAAAUCUAAUAAUAACUUGAAAGUCUUUAGUAAAAAUAAAUUAUAGAUUUUUGGAAUACUUAGUAUUGCUUAAUAAAUGUUUCAAAAUGAAUAAACUAAAAAUUGA
Molecule: messenger RNA, 931 nt
Organism: Paramecium pentaurelia
Lineage: Eukaryota; Ciliophora; Oligohymenophorea; Peniculida; Parameciidae
Source: the annotation of a GenBank genome assembly